Messenger RNA from Microthlaspi erraticum, 252 nucleotides. The record is from the annotation of a GenBank genome assembly. NCBI's taxonomy places the organism in Eukaryota, Viridiplantae, Streptophyta, Magnoliopsida, Brassicales, Brassicaceae.
AUGAGAGAGCUAGAAGGCUUCAAAACGACGACAUUGAAUCAGAACAAUCAAUAUUGGCCGCCGGUGGGAGCUCCGACGAAUCUCCGGCUAGCCGAGCCAUGGAGAUCUCAGUUAGAAGACUCAGUCAACGCUGUUUCCUUCGGUUUCGUUGCCACUGCCAUUCUCAUCUCAAUGUUCCUCGUUAUGGCCAUUCUCAGAUUCUUCUCCGGGUCGGAUCCUUCCGGGUCUGGACUCUCGGGUCGGAUUCAAUAG